Molecule: messenger RNA, 1173 nt
Organism: Emiliania huxleyi CCMP1516
Lineage: Eukaryota; Haptophyta; Isochrysidales; Noelaerhabdaceae
Exons: 7
Coding region: 1-1173 (390 amino acids)
Source: RefSeq, a predicted model, not a curated record
AUGCAUGUGCACAUGCUCAGUGCGCUGCUACUGCUCUUGGCGGUCCUUGAUGGACAUUGCUUCGUGCCGUCGUCCACGGUCGCUCGGCCACUAGCACCGGUGCCGGUGCUGCGGCGGCCAGCCUUGUUGACGGAUGCGAGCGCCGCUGCUCCCGCCGCCAUGCCGCUGCCGCACGAGCCUCCUGAGCCUACAGUCCGCGAGUGGCUACCGACGGCCCUACGAAGCAAGGCCAUCGCGCCCGCGGUUGUCUUAUUGCUCAUGCACGCAGCCCUCCGCCGCCUCCUGCGCCAGGUCGCGGCAUCGGCACCGCCCUCGGUUGUCUCGGUCGGCGUCACCUUCCCGGCGUCCAUCGUUGGCAUGCUCGGCGGUUUCGGCGUGCUGUGCGGUGUCCGCCGCGUCAGCGAGGGCGCGGCCUCCACCGCGAGCGCCUUCUUCGAGCCUGCGCUCGCCUGCAUCUUUGCGCCCGGCUUCAUCGCGCUGCCCCUCAAAGUGCCUCCGCUGGGCGCCGUCGAGGUCGUCGCAUUCUUCGGCCUCCUCCUCGCCGGUUUUGCAACCAGCACCGCCACAAACGAAGCCGUCGCCGCGGCGUGCGAGCCCGCCGCUGUUGAGGGGAGAGAGGUCCACCCGUUUGUCAGCUGCUCUGCCGCCGUCCUCCUCGCGUGCGCUGGAAUCGGUCGCCGCUCGGGGCAGGGCUUCGGAACCUUCUCGGAACUCUCUCGGAACCCUCUCGGAAACUUCCCCUUAGGCACAGCAACGCUCGGCUCCCUCACGGGCAUGCUCAGUGCUGCGGCGGCAGCGCGAGCGCUCGGCCUGCCCCCCGCGCUGCGGCUGGCCCUCCUCAGCCGCUCCACAACCACCGCUCUCGCGCCGGAAAUGUGUCGCCUCCUCUCCUGCGAGCCCUCUAUCUCGCCAUAUCUCCCCAUAUCUCCCCGUAUCUCAGGCAAGCCCCUCCUCUCACGGCUGGGUGUGCGCGACCCCGCCGCGCGCGGCCUGGCGCUCUCCGGCACCGCCCACGGCGGCGCAGUGCUUUGUCUGAGCGACGAGCGCGAGGCGUUCCCGUUCGCCGCGCUGAUGAUGAGCCUCGGCGCCGCGUGCAGCGUCGGCUUGCUCACCGUUGCCCCUGUGCGGGCGCUCGUGUUGCGUGUCGCGUUGGGACAGGCCGUCCAACUCUGA